UGGCAGGUUACAAGUAAAUCAAGAAUCAGUAUCUCUUCAUUUAGCGAUCUUUAACUCCUAUAAUCAUGCUUUCCCGUCUUAUAAACAUAUUAACCCCCUCUAUCACUCCUUCUGCGCUCCUUGUUAUUGGCAGGUUUGGUACCACAAUCCAUGCUCUUCAUUUCCUACGCGAGAACGGCAGCAUCGAACGCUUCAGCCUCACAACCCAAUCUUCCACCUUCCGCCACGGCGGAGCCACAGAGCAGGCGGGUCACGCUUCACGUUGGAGAUGGCGAAACUGCCAACAGCUUCCUCGACGAUGUCGAGACACGAAUCUUUAGUGCAAGAUGUCAUUCAGCCCGCGGCGCUUGAUGCGAUUCACGAAUGAGAGGGGCGAGAUCGCUCUAUGCACGCGACGCAGACAUACC
Molecule: messenger RNA, 407 nt
Organism: Aspergillus caelatus
Lineage: Eukaryota; Fungi; Ascomycota; Eurotiomycetes; Eurotiales; Aspergillaceae
Exons: 2
Coding region: 66-320 (84 amino acids)
Source: RefSeq, a predicted model, not a curated record